Messenger RNA from Capra hircus (goat), 1958 nucleotides. RefSeq names its product pseudouridine 5'-phosphatase (gene PUDP). NCBI's taxonomy places the organism in Eukaryota, Metazoa, Chordata, Mammalia, Artiodactyla, Bovidae. Gene Ontology annotation, molecular function: phosphatase activity. The record is from RefSeq and is a predicted model, not a curated record. The coding region runs from base 57 to 752 and encodes 231 amino acids. The transcript has 4 exons.
UCCGCCCUCCCCCUCCCCCCGCCCACCCCGCGAGUCGGCAGAGAAACGGCGGCACAAUGGCGGCGCCCGUACCCCCUCCGCGUCCCGUCACCCACCUGCUUUUUGACAUGGACGGCCUCCUUCUGGAUACCGAGCGGCUCUACUCGGCUGUGUUUGAGGACAUCUGCGGGCGCUACGGGAAGAAGUACAGCUGGGAUGUGAAGUCGCUGGUGAUGGGCAAGAAGGCGCUGGAGGCGGCCCAGCUGAUCAGAGACACGCUGCAGCUCCCAAUGUCCGCGGAGGAGCUGGUGGAGGUGAGCCAGGCCAAGCUGAAGGAGGUCUUCCCCACGGCCGCGCUCAUGCCAGGCGUGGAGAAGCUGAUCCACCAUCUGCGGAAGCACGAUGUGCCCUGCGCCGUGGCCACCAGCUCGGGGACGGUGUCCUUCCAGCUGAAGACCAGCCGCCACCGGGACUUCUUCGGCCUCUUCCACCACGUGGUGCUGGGCGAUGACCCCGAGGUGCGGAGCGGGAAGCCCGAGCCCGACAUCUUCCUGGCCUGCGCACGCCGCUUUUCUCCAGCUCCUCCCGCCGACAAGUGCCUGGUCUUCGAGGACGCACCCAACGGGGUGGAGGCGGCCCUCGCCGCCGGGAUGCAGGUGGUCAUGGUCCCCGACGGAAAGCUGAACCCAGACCUGACCUCCAAGGCCACCCUCGUGCUGGGCUCCCUGCAGGAUUUCCAGCCCGAGCUGUUCGGCCUGCCUCCCUACGACUGAGACGGUGCCCACCCGCCCCUGCCCCGGCUGUCUCCGCUGGCAGAGGGCCGGGGCAUGCCCUGAGGAGCUGGAGGGAAGCCCCGCGCCCAGACCUCCCCGGGAACCGGCCUUCAACUCCAAGCCUUCUCAGCUCGCGGAGGGCCGGGCCGGCGCUCUCCACGGGCUGCAAACUCUCACUUGACACGCAGAAGGCAGACCCAGCCCAGAACACAAGAUGGAAGAUUCUCACUCGAAUAAUCGUAUUUAAUCUGAAUGAUUUAGCUUCACGUCCUUUAUCUUCUUUGGUGUUCUCAACCCUGGCUGGCAACUGUAAAAUAUGUAUGCAUAUGUGUAUGUGCUUGUAUGUAUAUAUAUGUAGGUACAUAUUUACUUCUAUUUAUAGACAUCAAGUACUGUAUCAGUCUUAAGUGCGUUUUUGUCUUCAAGGGCAGUAACAACUGUUACAAGUGAGGUGGUCAUUCUGUUUGUAAUCUGAGUGGGAAAUUCACAUCAGGACCUGUGGUCAGAGCCCGUGACCGCGAUCAUCCGUUGUUUGCUGUCGGUGUGGACAUCGUUGUAGCCUACGUCUUACGUCGAGGUGCGUAUGCACAUUCGAGAACAUUUUCUACCUCAGAGAAAUCGUUUCCUUUAAGAUCAUUUAUUUUUCUAAUACGCUCUUCGGUGGAGAUAGAAUUGGACUGGAGAAUGCAGUCUUGGUAUCACCAAGAACCCACUUGGGGAACAGUUUAUCGGACAUUACAUGCUGGUGAUUAACGCCUUCUAAUAGAUUUCUUCCAGAAGCCUGGCACGCUGCAGUCCAUGGGGUUGUAAGGAGUCGGACACGACUUAGCGACUGGAUAACAACAGACUUCCUCAGCCUUUUGCGUUGGGAACAUCAUUGAAAAAUGAGAAUGAUAUAAUCACAGGGUGUUCCUACUGGGUGGCCCCCCACCCAAGUAUUCUCUGUUACUGAUUGUCUUAAGCUGAUUUUCAACUGUGUAAGGUCUUAGAAAAAUGAAAGAAAUGUGUGUGACGGUGAUGAUUGUUCAUGAUUAUUUCUGGCCUUUGACCAGUUUUGCACCGUUUCAGCUAAUUGAUCUCAAUAUUUCUUGAUGGCCCUGUAUACGUGUCUCUUUGAAUUCUCCCUGAAAUUGCUUGUAACAUGUUACUGUUUCCCUCACCAGUUAAUUUCAUUGAAUAAAAGUUUUGACUCUUGUUUCUGUUUUA